Molecule: messenger RNA, 2092 nt
Organism: Pipra filicauda (Wire-tailed manakin)
Lineage: Eukaryota; Metazoa; Chordata; Aves; Passeriformes; Pipridae
Gene: IGFBP4
Product: insulin like growth factor binding protein 4
Exons: 4
Coding region: 26-817 (263 amino acids)
Biological process (GO): regulation of insulin-like growth factor receptor signaling pathway
Cellular component (GO): extracellular region
Molecular function (GO): insulin-like growth factor I binding; insulin-like growth factor II binding
Source: RefSeq, a predicted model, not a curated record
GGAGCGGGGCCGGAGCGGGGCCGCCAUGCGCCCGGGGCCGGGGCUGCCGGCGCUGCCGGUGCUGCCGGUGGUGCUGGCGCUGCUGGCGGCGGCGGCGCGGCCGGGCGGCGGCGAGGAGGCGAUCCAGUGCCCGCCGUGCUCGGAGGAGCGGCUGGCGCGGUGCAAGGCGCCGCAAGGCUGCGCGGAGCUGGUGCGGGAGCCGGGCUGCGGGUGCUGCGCGACCUGCGCGCUGCCCCGCGGCACCCCCUGCGGCGUGUACACCGCGCGCUGCGGAGCGGGGCUGCGCUGCUACCCGCCCCGCGGAGAGCCACGGCCCCUCCGCACCCUCAUGCACGGCCAGGGCAUCUGCACCGACCUGGCCGACGUCGAGGCCAUCCAGGAGAGCCUCCACCCCCCAGAGAAGGAGGAGAUCGACCACCCCAACAACAGCUUCAGCCCCUGCAGCAUCCAUGACCGCAAGUGCUUGCAGAAGCAGCAGGCGAAGAGGGUCAACAACGGCAACAAGAUGCGCAGCAGCGGGAGCCCUCACCACCGCGAGGACACGCGGCCCAUAGCACAGGGCUCGUGCCAGAGCGAGCUGCACCGGGCGCUGGAGCGGCUGGCGGCCUCGCAGACCCGCACCCACGAGGACCUGUACGUCAUCCCCAUCCCCAACUGCGACCGCAACGGCAACUUCCACCCCAAGCAGUGUCACCCGGCGCUGGACGGGCAGCGCGGCAAGUGCUGGUGCGUGGACCGCAAGACUGGAGUGAAGCUGCCGGGCUUCCUGGAGCUGAAGGGGGACUUGGACUGUCACCAGCUGGCGGACAGCAUGUGAGCGUGACCGCGGCAGCCCCGCGCCGAGCGGCUGCCAGGGACAGGAGGAGAGGGGCCGUGAGUGCCGAGCGGGGCCCUGGUGCCGGGGCACCCCGGGGUGCACUCUGGACUGUGCUGCUCUGCGCCACGGGCUGCCCACGACCUGCGCCAUGACCACUACCCACCACUGCUGGGGAUCCUGGCACGCGCCAGCGGCCCCUCCAUCCCGCAGGGACACAGCUUGGACCGUGCUGCCCCGGGGGCUGGUGUCGGCCUGCCCCGGUGGGGAGCACCCUCGACGCUGCUGCCGGUGCCCCGUGGUGCCCCCUCGGUUUCCACCCUUGCCCCCGACACCGUGGGGUGCUGUGGCAGGCCAUGCAUGCCAGACCUCUGCAUGGGCAGCAGGAGAAGUGCCUCAUCCUGCCCCUCCUGGCAGCGAGAGGUUGCCUAGGCAAGGACCAGGGGGCAUGGAGAGACCCCCCCCCCCACUGCUGCCCGCCCUCCCUGCCUGCAUCUUGCCCAAAGUGUGUGUGUGUGAUGGGCAGCGCAGCCACACAGAGCAAUAAGAGACCUUCCCCUCCCUGCUGCAGCCCCCCAUCCCCACAGCCCAGCCCCAUCCUGCUCCCUGUGCAGGGACAUAGCCCCCCACUCAUCCUGUCUCCCCCUGUCCCAUCCCUGGGGUGAGGAUGGUCCUCACAGGCAUUGAGUCCGAGGGGAGGAUGGGGGGGACAAGGGAGGUCCAGGAAAUGCAUCCCAGCAGGAAGAGCUUUUGGUCUGAGUAGUUUUUAGUUUCUUCCCCAAAUAUUUUUUAAUCAUUUAAAAAACACCAUUGGUGGGAUCUUAAAAGUGACCAUGUGGCCCCAAGGCUCGAAUUCUCCAACCCCAGGGACCAGGGGACUGUGGCAGUAGCUCCUGUCUUCUCUGCUUGGCCAACAUGACAAAACCAGGAAGGGUUCUGGAAUGUCUCCAUGAUGGGAUCUGCAGAUUUCACCAGCACAAAGUUCUCAGCUGAGAAAUUGUCACUGGUUUUGUAGCUAUUCUUUUUUCUUCUCUUUUCUUUAAGCUGGGCUGGAAAUUUUUCAUGUAAAAAUGCCAUGGCAAGGGUGCCAAAGAUGGAGGGGACUUUCCUGAUCCUCUCCUGACCUACCCCAGCUCCAUGGCCUCAGUGGAAGCUUUUGGUUUUCCAUGUAGAUUUGCCCUGGCCAAGGCCCCCUGAUGGGAACAAAAUGUUUCAGUUUUAGUGAAACGUUCUGCCCUCCUGACCCCCUCCCUGCCUGCCCCUGUGCCCUGCCAAAUC